Molecule: messenger RNA, 824 nt
Organism: Rotaria sordida
Lineage: Eukaryota; Metazoa; Rotifera; Eurotatoria; Philodinida; Philodinidae
Source: the annotation of a GenBank genome assembly
AUGCAAUUCAAACAAAUACCAGUGAUUAUUGUUAAUCAAAGUAGAUCCUUGGCUAAUUUAAUUUGCAAGUAUUUAAAAUUGACAGAAACAACAACGCAACAUAGAGACGAUUCCACUAAACAUGAACACGAGAGCAAGAAUACUAAUCAUCUACCGAUGCUCAAUCAUUAUUUUUCAGAAAAAAUUUUGAAAGAAGUGUUUUAUCCCUUGGGCAAGAUUAUUGUGAAUAUUUAUAAAGACUUACAACAGCUCUAUAAUUAUCUUCUCUGGUUUGCAAAAUGUUUAAAAUCGUCUUGUCGAGAUUUUAUUCAUGUGUUCGAUUUCAAGCCAACAAGUUCAUUGCAACACACAAUUUACAAUUCUUUAGUUCAAGCACGAAACAAUAUGCCAGAAACUAAGCAUAAAUGUCCAGUGACUACCGAUGAUCAAAUGUGUAUGGCACUUCGCUGGAGUAUUACAUAUGUCACUGAUGAUGUAUUAACGUUAAAUGCGAUCGUUUGGAAAGAUAUUAAAAAGCAUGAUCCACUCUAUAUUUUGGAUAGGAUAGACAAAGCAAUUAGUUUCAGCGAAGAAAAGCAUUUAUCAAUUAUUAUUAAAAAAUUAGUUGGUGAUUUCAUGAAACCAAUUUACAAAUCGAACAAUUCAUUUAAAUCGAAUUCAAAAAAUUUUGACACCGAUAAUAUGCAAAAACAGAAAGAUGCUGAAUAUAUUUAUCGUGAUAUUUUUCUCUGGUGUAUUUGGACACAUCGAUUAGAAAUGGCAAAAAUUUUUCUUGGUCAAAUAAAAACUCGUAUAUGUUCAGCAUUAAUAGCUUCAAAAAUUUU